AUGGAACAGCGAUCUGGUUCCAAUAGAUCCUUGGCUGUGCCGUCCUACGAAGGUUCGUUAUGUGACAGUGUUUCUGAAAAAGAAUUCAGACUUAUAACCGAAGCUUUUCAGCGGGCACGUGUUCAUUUAGUGCACGUGGUCUGUCGAGCCCAGACUCACUGCAGCCGGGAUAUGCUGUGGCAUCGUUUGCUCGUUGGGGGAAUUGGGGAAGAGGAGAAAGAUGGGACGAAGAAAGGACGUAAGCGAAGUGAAGUGCGGAGAUCUGGGUCGGAUUAUAACGUCAAAGCGCACUGGAUGAAAGGGCUAGUGACUCUGUACCCUGGGGCCGAAGAGGUAAGUUAGAAGUAAAUAAGUCUUGCCGCCAAAACCGUUUUGUCUCCUCUUACAAACUUAUCCAAAUACCGACCACCUCCCAAAACACCAAAAUUUUCUCAGUCAAAUCAUUAGCAUGGGAAGCUCCCACGAACGAUCACAUCUUGUAAGCGAGCGCGAUAACUUAUUUGGAUGACCGUUGUAGAAUUUUCCUUUGUUUUUGCCCUCUUCAAAGCGACCCCUUGACCUAUGCAUUGACCUCUUUGUUUACCGAAUGUACUACACUACUGAGAGUAUGCGAAGAACGAUAGGUGACAACACGAAACUACACAUAUUGUAACUUAAUACCUCUUCUAAUAAUUAAGAGUGCCCAUGUGGAUCAGUUCUCGUAAGAGAACACUAAAUCUUUGCAUUUUGGGUGGUCGCUUACGGUAGGUUCGACUGUAUGUAUUUCCUUGACGACUGACUGACGUCCGAAUGAGUUAGCCCAUUUUAUUGAUUUUUCCAAUUUUUAUUUUUUUUGAGAGUGAUGGUAACACUUGCCUCACAAUCUCUUGGAAUUUAUAUUUUCUUCUCAGUCUUCAGCAUCUCGACUGAGCUUUGAGGAGUUCAAGCAGUUGCUCUCUGUCGUUGUUAGCAAAUCUUUACGGGAUGAGGAUCCACAGGGGAUACCUUUGCUUGCCAACGGAGCCUUGCUGUACCUUAAUUUAUUCCGGUAAGAUUUUCAGCGGUAAUUAUUCGCCACUUGCAAUCUUUUGCACUCCCCCGCCGAAAAAAACUUUUUUAAUUUCUUUCUCUGGGACGGCUGUAAUACCCUGGAGAAAUAAAAAAAAUUGGAGGGGGGGGGGGGGGGGGCAAAUAAGGUGCAUUACGGAAGAUUUGCAAGUGGCGAAUGCUCAAUUAAUAGAUGCAGUCGCAUCGCGAUUAAGUACUUGUCAGUCCAAUCUCUCUGUACAGUCACGUCUACAAGACGGACACCUGGUAUUGGUCCCUUCCCUACCGUUUUUAAGGCAUGUUACGUCUACUAAACUCUUCAAAACAGACUCUUCAGUGACGGACAGUUGGGGCCGGUUUCAACCGUGUCCAUCACAGAAACAAUUAUCUUACUGAAGAAGUGAGGGACACAUUUAGGUCAACUAAUAUUGUGCCCCUUACGACAAUUGUUAACUGGUUAGUUGUAAGUGCCUCCCCCCAUAAAGUGACAACUGGGGAGGGGACACUGGCAAAAUGUCUUUAAUGUUAAAAACAAGACACGGACAAAUAAAGCUGCCUUAGUAACUCAAGUAUUGCAGUAUCGAUACAAGUAUCACAGUCUUCAAAAGUACUUGAAGUGAAGGGGAAGUCCUUGAAGAGUCCUUGAAUUCCUUGAAAAGUACUUAAAUGUCUGUACAAGUCCUGGGAAAGUGUAUAAAUUUUCUUCAACUUAGUGUGUAGGGGCCUGAAAAGUGUUUUUAAUGCUUUUUGGGUGUCCAAGAUUGAAUAUUAAUCAUAACUCAGAGAAGUUAAAGGUGAUUUACAAAAAGAUUUUGUUUUGUUUUAUGCAAGAAUUUAAGACAAGUGAACUGAAGAAUUUAGAGAAGUUAGUAGAGCAAACAGUUCAAUGUGCGUUUUUUACAAUCUGUGAAAUUACAUUCCUGGAAGGUGGUCCUUGAAAAUCGAAUGUGGUCCUUUAUUUUUGUUUUUUAUGUUGUUGUAGGGAUGUCCCUCGUUUGAUCAUUUUCUUAAUUCUCAUGAUCUGGACAUGCGUUUGUAAUCAUUUUUUUUUUCAGUAUUAUCACCGCCAAGUUUCCGGAUACCCAUCGUCUUUUCGUAGGAGAAGAUAGUACAGUUCAUUACUUGGCAAUUUUAAAUGCAGACGAUCCAGAUAUGUUUGUACUGAUUCAUGUAGACGAACAGAACGACACUGCGGUAAGUUGAACGGUGUCGGAUUUUAAAGUAGACUCGAUUAGCAGCCGCUGUUCGGGAAUGAGUUCGCGCUUCUCCACUCCUCCUCUUCCUCCCCCUCUUCCUCCCCCUCCUCCUCCACUCCUCCUCCUUCUCCUCCUCCUCCUCCUCCCCUUCUCCUUCUUCCCCUCCUCCUUCUCCUCCCCUCCUCCUCCCCCCUCCACUCCUCCUCCCCCCCUCCCCCUCCUCGCCCCCCUCCUUCUCUUCUCCUAUUUUCAGUGCCUUCAAAUCUCUUUGAUGAAUGGUGGGUAUGAGGAUUGUCCUGAGCUUAAAAACUUUGCUAAAGGCACCUUUUUAACUAUUUUUGUUGUUGUUGUUACAGGACAUGUUAGUUGUUUUCCGUGAGGAUUCUCAGCCCGAUGAAGGCGGGACAUCCCGCCAACCCCGCCUUCUUAGCAAGAAAAUCAGGAGGCACGUGUACAGUGUCGUCAAUGCUUUGUGCUUCCACCUUUGGACAAGCUUACUUCAGGUAUAA
This is a messenger RNA of Porites lobata, 2731 nucleotides long. Lineage: Eukaryota; Metazoa; Cnidaria; Anthozoa; Scleractinia; Poritidae. The record is from the annotation of a GenBank genome assembly.